AGCGCUUGUCGCGGGACUUCCUCAUCCACGGCAUAGUUCCCUUCUACGAGCCGGCCGAGAUCAGGACGAGGGCUGACGUAAUAGUCGUGAAGUCCGGGCUUUCGCGGAACGCGGAAGAUCUCCUCUCGAUAUCGCGUGCCGAUCAGCCUGAACCGGUGACUGACGUGACCACACUGUUUCACAGGCUCCACGCUUUCUUCAUGGCGCUCGAGUACCUGAACAUCUGCGCUUUCUCGCGCGCGGAAGGGCCGCUCAAGUACCUCCAGGAACUCGAGCAGUUCAGGUCUGAGUGCCCGGGUCUGCCGUUCCUGAUGGCAGCCGAUCGCGCUAUACGAAAGAAGAUCUUCCGCCUCCUCUCAGAGCAGAGGGCGACAUACACUGCAUUCUCGCAAGCUUUGCUCGAGGUCCUUAACAAUCACAAGUAUUUGUGGAAUGACGCUCGGACCAGCGUGACGCUGUCGAAGGUCGAGCACAACAGACAGCAGCUCGUCGCGAACCCUGAUCAGCGCCCGCGCGGCGGGAAGAAGAAGAAGCGGCUCCAAACGCCGGGAAAGGAGGAGACGCCGAAGAAGAUCUCUAAGGAAGAUCCCGCCAAAAAGCUGAAGCGGGACGAUCGAAUCCCUGAGAAAGAAUGGAAGCUGAUCGCAGAUGCUGCGAAGAAGGCGAUCGCUCAAGAGCUCGUCGCCAAGAAGACCCCGCUCUCGCGUGAUGAAAUCUUGCAGCUCGCUUUCUAUCUGCCUGAUCAGGGGCAGCACAAAGCGGCUGGCGAACGGGGCCGCGCUUUCUUUGCUGGAGCCUAUCGGCACGGAGGUAUCACCCGCCUGAGGGCCUCGUGCCGCUCGUGGCCCUGGUCGAUCCAGGCGAUCACCAAGUACAUCCAGCAAAAGGUCCCGGAGGUCGUGUUCACGUCUUUCGCUAUCCUUUACGAUCAGGAAGCGAAACCCCAUCGUGAUUCGGGCAAUGACGCCACUCCGAAUGUGGUCAUUAAGCUCAGUGACUCCCAGGGCGACGGGCUCUGGAUCGAGGACCCGCUCGGGCAAGACACUCGAGACAUAGAUGGCCGGGUG
This is a messenger RNA of Symbiodinium necroappetens, 1067 nucleotides long. NCBI's taxonomy places the organism in Eukaryota, Dinophyceae, Suessiales, Symbiodiniaceae. The record is from the annotation of a GenBank genome assembly.